UAACACCUUGCUUAAGAGUUACAUCAGUUUAUUAUACUUUUUCUUUAUUGCUUUCGCGGCCUCCAAAGAAUGUCUCCGUUUGAUUGGAAAACCGUCGCCGGGGGGAAAUAUUCCAAUGCAACAUGCUUCCCUGGGACUGAGGCUUUCUGCAUCCUCUGCUGCUGAAUGAAGCAUCUUCCAGGGAGGACGAGAGGAGCUGAAGCAGCCAGGGAGGUGCAGUGCCGUCGGGCCAACGUCUUGCCUGCUGUGGCAGAGUCUGAGACUCUGGACGAGUCAUCCUCAUGCCACUUGUAAAUAACAAAGUUGGGGAUGAUUCUACAGUUGGCAACGGCAACGCUCUGUCUGAUGGAAAGGCUUUGGUGGACUCUUUGAUAAAGGUGGUAGCCUGUUACCGGCAUUUGGCUUCCUGCAUCGGUGGAUGCACAGACAGCUUGCAGUUGCGAGAUGAGUUGCGGCAGACGAGAGAAAAGGCCCAAAAGCUGGCAGAGACCAUCUGCCAUCACUUGACCUCGCGCCUACGUGACAAGAGCCUGCCCGAGGAGCAGCGCAAGGAGAUGGAGCUCCUCUGGGUGGCCUUCUCCUCCAGUCUAGAGCUUCUACACAUUGACAUGUGCAAGGUUCACAACAUCAGUGACAUUUUCUUAGUGGCUAACAAAGCAUCCCUGGUGCAAACUGGCGUACAAGGAGGAGUCAGUGAGGUAGCAGCCCGGGCGCUCAGUUUACCCGACUUGAACCAAGCCCAGACGCCCAGCCUCCCUGCCAGCCUGGAGAACGAAGAGCAAUGCACCCUGGGGGAGGAGAUCAGUCGCAUUGACCACAUGAUUGACGACAUGGAGAUGAAGGUCAACGUGCUGCGCUGGAUGGUGGAGCCCCACGGGCCGCAGUACGCAGACCCGCUCAGCAGCGUCGACAGCACCUCCUUAACUCUGUUCUCUGUAGAUGAAGAGCGGCCCGGCUCGGCGCCCCAGAGUCCACCCCAGAACCGCUGCAUCCUUGCGCUCUCACUGCUGCUUGCUGUUGUUUUAAUGCAAGUCACUUUAUUUAUCUGUAUUUUUCUUUUCUCAUGAACACAACCUUAACAUAUUCAACUCUGUCUUCUCUAUACAACCUCAGAUUAUUCAGAAUAACUCUGUAAAAAACAGUUAGAUUUUUAAAGAACCUUAGUCCUUACUUAGUUUAGGGUUGUUAGUUGAUUUAUAGAAGAUUUUUAGACUUAAAUAUUUGUUUCAAUUGUCACUUUAUUUUGCAGUGAAUCCAAAGCUGCCAUAAACCUUUAAAGAAUUCCGAUUACAACAAAGACGAGAAAUAAGCAUCAAACUGUUUUCAUUCUAGAAAAAGUGAACUAUUUGACCCUUCAACAAUGCAACUAUUUCUUACACACAUUCCUCACUCAAUGAAGUAAAUUUGCAUUUGAUAAAGAACUCUUGUAAAUUUUUCUUUUUAUUGCCACUGUGAGGCCAUAGGUGCUGAACAAUGCUUUGUAGUUGGAUUUUGGAUUUGUAUUUUGUACAUAAUCUGAGCUGUAUGAAUAACAAACUACCUAGUAAACAUGGCAUAAUUAAAGUAUCAACUUUGACAUGA
Molecule: messenger RNA, 1581 nt
Organism: Oryzias melastigma (Indian medaka)
Lineage: Eukaryota; Metazoa; Chordata; Actinopteri; Beloniformes; Adrianichthyidae
Gene: rgs9bp
Product: regulator of G protein signaling 9 binding protein
Exons: 3
Coding region: 282-1067 (261 amino acids)
Biological process (GO): G protein-coupled receptor signaling pathway
Cellular component (GO): neuron projection
Source: RefSeq, a predicted model, not a curated record